UUCCCAUUAAUUAGUUCUCAUCAAUUGUAAAACAAAAGUGUUCCGAAAUUUUUCAUCACCAUCGACGCUAGCAAGGUAGUCUCCACGGAGAGUGCUGGAUAAAUUGGAAGUUCCAUCAACGAACACCCAAUCAACACAACACAGCGAUUGAAUUCCUUCGAGGCGCCCUUUCGUUGCUCUGCUUUGAUUUAGAGCUCCAUUUUGUGAGCGUAAUGGAGGAACUUGAACUCAUAGGAGAAGAAGAAGAAGAAGUUAAGCCAUGUUCGGUGGAGAAUCUAUGCAGGAAGGAGAAGAGGAAAGCGUUGAAGAAGAUUAAACGGAAGCAAUUAAGAAAAGAGUUGGCGCUAAAAAGGCUACAGGAAGAGGAGGUUCGGUUGAACGACCCUGAAGAGCAGAGAAGGAUUCAGUUGAUGGAGCUGGAGGAGGAGGAGAGGUCGGAGAGGGAGAGGAAGCUCUUUGAGGAGCGUGAAAGGGCUUGGAUGGAAGCUAUGGAGUUGAAGAAGAAGAAGAUGGCUGAGGAGGAAGAAGAAGAGCAGCAAAGGAGAGCGCUGGAAGAAGAAUCGACGCCGCGGGAGGCUGAAAAUGAAAACGAGUUUAAUGAGGAAGAUGGUUGGGAAUACAUAGAAGGGCCUGCAGAAAUCAUUUGGAAAGGAGAAGAGAUAAUUUUGAAGAAGAAACUAAUCAAGGUUCCUAAGAAGAGUGUUGAACCUGAGAAAAGCUUUGAGGAUGCUCAUAGACCUACAUCAAAUCCUCUUCCUCCACAAUCUGAAGCUUUUACAGAUUAUAAGAAUACUCCCAUUUCAACUAAACAAGUGAUUGAGGAUGUUGCAAGCCAAGUGCCAAACUUUGGAACGGAACAGGAUAAAUCACAUUGUCCGUUCCAUCUUAAAACUGGAGCUUGUCGAUUUGGUCAACGUUGUAGCAGAAUUCACUUCUACCCUGAAAAAUCGUGUACAUUGCUUAUCAAGAACAUGUAUAAUGGUCCAGGCCUUGCUUGGGAGCAAGACGAGGGGCUGGAGUUUACAGAUGAGGAAGUUGAACGCUGCUAUGAAGAAUUUUAUGACGAUGUGCAUACUGAGUUUUUGAAGUACGGGGAAAUUGUUAAUUUCAAGGUCUCCUGCAUUUGGUACCUUGUUUGUAUGGUUUAUGUGUGUAAAAAUGGUUCUUUUCACUUAAGGGGGAACCUUUAUGUGCACUAUAAGUCAGUGGAUUCAGCUGUGCUUGCUUAUAAUGCCAACAAUGGCCGUUUCUAUGCAGGGAAACAGAUAAUAUGUGAAUUCAUAAAUGUUACCAGAUGGAAGAUCGCUAUAUGUGGGGAAUUUAUGAAGACAAGGUACAAGACAUGUUCUCAUGGAACCGCUUGUAAUUUCAUUCAUUGUUUUCGAAAUCCUGGUGGGGAUUAUGAAUGGGCUGACAGUGACAAAUCACCCCCACGAUAUUGGUUGAAAAAGAUGACUUCUCUGUUUGGUUAUUUAGAUGAAUAUGAGAAUGAAACACAUUCAGAGCUUGAACACUGGAACAAGUUUGGAAAAUCUAGCAAGUCAAUGACAAUAGAUGUCGACAGUUAUCGUUCAAGAAGAUCUAAAUCUAGAAGUCUGGAUCAUGGCUCUAGAAGAAGUGACAACAACGAAAAUGACUAUAGAUGGAUCAGGCACUCUCGUAGGGAAAAAGUUCAUGAGAAGCAGCAAAGUUUGGACAAAGAGGAAUAUGAGAAGAAAAAAUAUGACCAACAGAAAAAAAACAGAUCUAAUGAUACAGAUUCUGAUGAAUCUGUGGAUAAGUUUGGAGAGAGAAGCAAAGAUAGAAAUCGUAGUAGGGAGAAGGAAAAGUAUGAUCGAUGGCGAAAAAACAGAUCUAAUGAUACAGAUUCUGACGAAUCAGUGGAUGAGUUUGAAGAGAGAAGCAAAGAUAGAGACCGUAGUAGGAGAUCAUCAAGACGGCCUAGAAAGCAGGAGAGCAACUGGAAAACUGAUGGUCGAAAUGUAGAUCGUGAUGACAAUAAGAAUGCAGCAAAUGAAACUGAUGAAGACUGGUCAAGUGGUGAUGGGGACAAAGAUGGACAUCAACACAAAAGAAGGAAAAGCAAUAGUCGUGCUUCUGAGACUUCUAGAAGCACAGAUGUUUAUCCAAGCAACAGCGUAAUUAAGGAUCGUGAUACACAUGAAGUUUCUUCUGAAAGAAACAAGGAAAGGCGUCUUACAUAUGGUGGGAAACCCAAGAAACACUGGGAUGAGGUUACCAAAGACUCAGACGACCAUUUGGAAAAGAAGUCUAACUUGAAGACUGAUUACGAAAGCAAGAAGCCCAGCGCCGGAAAGUCCAGUAGUCAUUACUUUGAAUCAAGUUCUAGGGACGUGAACACAGAGGACGGUUACAGCAUUGAUUCCUUACAUAAUGAUGUAUUAGAUGAGCGUUGGGAGCCGUCUUUUUCAGAUAGAUGUAUUGAGAGAUUCAAACCAUUGGAUCCUGACAAAGAACAUUGUAACGAGCACAGCGACAAGGAAGGGCGAUGGGAUCCUGAAAGAAGUUAUGAUAAAUUUGAGAAAUGUAGGGAGACUGCAAGUGCCAUGUGCUGUGAAUCUGGCAGCUCUGUUUCCCAAAUUGAAAGAAGUAAAUCAGAUGUUCUAGGUGCAUUGAAUAAUCCUGUUCACAAAGUUAACAAGCGAAAUCGUAGGAAACUUGGAAGUAAUAAUUCAUAUGAACACCAAAAAUCUCGAAGAAAGUCUUCUCGGCACGACGAUGAUCAGGAUUUCAGUGAUUUAAAAUCUGAGAAAACGAAUUCUGAGGAUGGUUAUCUUCCUAAAAGUCAUGACAAAGAGGCACAGACAUGGCCAAGAGGAGGAAACCACUAGGAAAAAUUCCAUGUGAUCAAUUAGGACCUUUCAUGUCAUACAACAUAUGUUUACAAAAGCAUGAACAUAUUUGGAUAGAAGUUGAUUGUAUCUCGCACAAGGCUCACAAAAGAAUUCAACUUGAAAUGCUGGCUAUUAUCUAUAUGCUUAUUGUAAAAAACAGAACUUGCUUCAGCAUUUUCUUGAAAAGAACUGAAGAACUGUUGGGAUAUGUUCACUUAGAAAUUAUAAUCAGGAAUUGUUGAUUCAAAUGACAUAGAAAAGGAUGAUGAAGAGAAUUAUGGAACUUGAACCAGGCUUUUGUUUGCCCUUUUCAUAUUGUCAAGUGUUUGUUAAAAGUCCAUAUUUUCCCUA
Molecule: messenger RNA, 3206 nt
Organism: Cucumis sativus (cucumber)
Lineage: Eukaryota; Viridiplantae; Streptophyta; Magnoliopsida; Cucurbitales; Cucurbitaceae
Product: zinc finger CCCH domain-containing protein 5
Exons: 9
Coding region: 213-2852 (879 amino acids)
Biological process (GO): mRNA splicing, via spliceosome
Cellular component (GO): U2AF complex; spliceosomal complex
Molecular function (GO): pre-mRNA 3'-splice site binding; metal ion binding
Source: RefSeq, a predicted model, not a curated record